Hevea brasiliensis (rubber tree) is the source of this 1357-nucleotide messenger RNA. RefSeq lists its product as uncharacterized. The coding region runs from base 275 to 685 and encodes 136 amino acids. Gene Ontology annotation, molecular function: protein binding. Lineage: Eukaryota; Viridiplantae; Streptophyta; Magnoliopsida; Malpighiales; Euphorbiaceae. The record is from RefSeq and is a predicted model, not a curated record. Gene Ontology annotation, cellular component: U12-type spliceosomal complex. Gene Ontology annotation, biological process: mRNA splicing, via spliceosome. The transcript is spliced from 5 exons.
ACUGAAAAUCUAACCCUAACCCUAACCCUAACUUAUUACAGGAAGAGUUUGUUUCUUAUAUUACAAGUUAACAAACUCUUUAACUUCAUAUACAAAAUAAGAACGAACUCAUCAGAUUGGCAUUUUUUUGGAUUAUUAGCUACAAUAUCAAGGGUUAAUUCUGCUAUUUGUUAUAUGUUUUAAUUUUCAAGGUAAUAAGUAAUACACAGGGCUAGGGUUUUUUGAUAUAUAUAUAUAUAUAUACACACAAAGAGAGACUAGCUUGCUCAUAAGAAUGUCUAUUCUUUGCCGUUCCCUUACCCUUACAUCCUCUGGAUAUGAAAGGCUACCUCAAGAUCACUUCAGGCUUUCUGUUCUCAAAUUGAAUGGUUCUCAUUUUGAGGUGGAAGUUUCAAUGAUGGCCAGCGUUGGGGAACUUAAGCAGUCAGUGGAGGAUGUUUUUAGUUAUUCACCAGAGGAUGAUAAUAUUGAUCUCAAUAUCUCAUGGUCGCAUGUAUGGAGCCAAUUUUGCUUAUGUUAUGGAGGUAAAAAGCUAGACGAUGACAAGACAAAUCUUCGAUCUUUCGGCAUCAAGGAUGGUGAUCAGCUUUAUUUCAUCAGGGAUGUAGCAAUCAAAAACAGUACUCCGGCCAACCGACAAGAAGAGGAACGAUAUGAUGGUUGUGAAAGUUACAGUACUCCAUGAUUCCAAAUGAAUGAUAAUGGAAGUUAGAAAUUUGGAUCAUCAUCUUCAUGAUCUGCUGAGGUUAAAGAUGAUACAUGUUUUCGGAGACAAGAGAGUGAAGUGCCUGAAUUAGUGCCAAUGCUACAAAAAUACAAGGAAGCAAUCCAUUUAGAGCAGCAGGAAUGAACCUUUUGGAAAAUUCCUGAAAGGGUGACUACGGUAAGCUCAGAAUCCAUGUUGUUGUCAGCUAUAUAUCUUGUGGGGAUUUGAUCCAAUUAUAUAUUAAGAAAAAACGAAAGAUUCUGUUUUUUCGUGAAUCAAAUUUGCCUGAACGUGAAAUUUGAUUUAUCAAUGUGAAGUUAAAUUUAUGCUACUCCAUUUUUAGUUGGAGUAGGAGCAGAACAUGACAGGACAAUACAGGACACAACACAUGAUUAAUUAAUGAAAAUAAUAGAUGAUCUGCAAUGAUUUAAUAGUGACUGUUACAUUGAAUGCUGUAAGACAGUUAACAAAAUCAAAGUAAUCUUCCAACUAUCUCAAGCCAUAAUCAUAUAAUACCGUGAUAGUGCUUCUAGAUAUAAAAUAUGCUCUGUGCAGUGGAAUUCUACACAAGUUUGGGGCCCGGACCUUAUCACAGCACCAACACAAGUUGCAACAAACCAAGGGUCCGAUCCUUAUCACAGAUCCUUAUCA